AGUUACAACACACUUGUUCCAUUUCCUUGUUUCCCUCUCUAAAAAAAAUAAACUUUUUUCUACAAGAUGGUUAUUGACAAAGGAGACACAUCAAAAAAACAACAUCAACAAACACAAUCUUCACCAAAAGCAACCUUAAUAGAAUCAACAAGACCUCAAAUUGUUAAUGUUGUUAGUGGAUCCACACGUUUCAUUUCAUCUCCUCUUUAUGUUUCAACUAGUGCAACAACUUCAUCACCAUUUGAACAGCAACAACAAUUUGAAACAACCUUAAACACAACAAAAAGACCAAGAUAUAGUGGACAAUGGAAGCUUCUACCUUCACCAACACAACAACAACAAAAAAGUUCACAAAUCAACAUUCUUCCAACAGAAUCAACAACACCUUCACCAUCAAAUCCACAACAUCAUCAACAACAACAACAACAAAUUCACACUACAGCUUCUUCAUCAGACACAACUUCAUCACCUUCUCACUCACCAAUCCCAAUACUCUCAGAAGGAAACAAAUUAUUACAAGAAAGUGAACAAGUUCAUCAACAACUAAGAAAAGGGAAAUAUGUAAGUCCUGUUUGGAAACCAAAUGAAAUGCUUUGGUUAGCAAGAGCAUGGAAAGAACAAUACCAAACAGGGUCUGAUUCAUCUUCAAAAACAGAACAAAAAAACCAAACAGAGUUUGGAAUGAGUAGAGGGAAAACAAGAGCUGAUAAAGACAAAGAAGUUGCUGAGUUCUUAAGAAGACAUGGUGUUAAUAGAGAUGCUAAAACAGCAGGAACAAAAUGGGAUAACAUGUUGGGAGAGUUUAGGAAAGUUUACGAAUGGGAAAGAGGUGGAGAGAGAGAACAAGUUGGAAAAAGCUAUUUUAGACUUUCACCUUAUGAGAGAAAGUUGCAUAGGUUACCAGCUUCUUUUGAUGAAGAGGUUUUUGAAGAACUUUCAAUGUUUAUGGGAUCGAGAAUGAGAUCUUCUCAUGGUAGAACUUCUUCUAACUUUGUUUUUGGUGAUGAAAAUAGAACAAGAUCUCUUCCACCUCCAAGACCUUUCAAAGAUGAUGAUCUUCCUCUUUCAGCAGCUAGGGCAAAACAAUUAACAAUGACAAGUGGAGGUGAAGCAUUUUUUCAUGGUCAUAGAGGAAACUUAUUAGGGUUAGAUUCUUUAUUGGAAAUUUCAACACCUUGUUCUAGUUCAAAAGAAUUAAGAAGAAUUGGAAAAAUAAGAAUGACAUGGGAAGAAUCAUUGAGUUUAUGGGGUGAAGAAGGUGAAGUUUAUAGAGGACGUGUGAAGGUUCAAUCUUCAAGUUUUUUACAUGCUGAUGAAAUUAGUUUUUUUGAUGAUGCAAUGGUUCCUUGUCCUUUGGAGUGUUUUGAAGAUGGUUCUUUGAAAGGUUUUUCAGUUGAUAGAUUUGUUUCUGGACAACAAGUUAACGUUAUUGGUAGAAGAAAAUCUUCUUCAGCUUCUUCUUCUGGUUUUGCUGAAAGAGUUCAACCACUCACCAAACCAAUUCCCUUAAGAUUUUAUGGUUGGCAUGCAUUUACAGCAAUUGUUUCAUUAGACUUUCGAGACCCAACUGAAUACUACAUGGAUUGUCUCCUUCGUGUCUCAUCACAACAAUCACUACCACCCUUAUUUGAGCUAAAAAAUCAUAUCCAAGAACCACCACACGAAAAUUUUCGUUUCCCAUUAAGAAAAGAAGUGUUCGAGGAUUUACCACAAGGUAAAGAAUUUUUCUUCACAACAACCUCCGAACCAUUGGAUUGUAGAUCCAUAAUAUAUGAUAUUGUGGGCCCCAUCAUUCGAACCAACAACAAUAAUAAUAACAACCCUAGUCUCCUCCCAUUUUCUAGUAGAGAUUCUUUCAUUGGUCUUUGGGAUGAUUGCAUCAAUAGGGUCGUUUCAAGAUUCUGCCCCGAUGAUUUCGUAAUUACAAGAAAGCCCUUUUCAUCUAUUUCACAAGAUACUUUAUUGUUACAAGAUGAAUGGCCCAAUGUGACCGGUUUUGUUAACAAUUUUUGUUUAUGGAGAGGUGAAGAAUGUGAAGAAUUAAAAGACAAUAAUAUUAUUCAACAAAAUCCAUCAUCAACCAUCAUUCAAAAAUUACUAUGGACUUAUCAAGAUUUACCUUAUAUUCUUGGUUACUAUGCUAUUUCAAAUACGGUAACGUUUUGUGCACUUAGUAAAUCACAAGAAGGAACAAUUAUUAGAACCGAUUUACAUCAAGUGAACCUAACAACACCUUAUGAAAGAUUCAAAGUAUUAGUACCAUGUUUUAGAAUUGGUGUUUUGUUAUCAAUGUUAAGCAAACAUUGUUGUUCAAACACGAAGGGUAAUUUCGUCUAUAGUGAUUUUGAUAGGUAUAGUUUUGGCGAAGGUGUUAUAAUUGAAAUGACACCAAACACAAGCAAAAGGGUAUUUUUGGAAAAGAGAAAAUGGUGUUCGGUAAAAGAGGUUUAUGAAAUAUUAGACCAUAGAAUACCACACAGCGAGUUUUUAUUUAAGUGUAACGAAAACGACAUGAGUUUGGUUUUUAAGCCACGUGGCAUAAGAAUGAAACCAUUAAAUUGUGAAGAGUUAGUUGAAGCGCUAAAGUUUGUUACAAAAGCGUUAGUGGCUUUACACGACUUGUCGUUUAUGCAUAGGGAUAUAAGAUGGGAGAAUGUGAUGAAACGAAACGACAGAGAAAGGGAAUGGUUUGUUUGUGGGUUUGAUGAAGCGGCGGGAGCGCCGGAGUUGAAUAGGAAGGAGGAGGGAGGGGAAAAGGUGGAACGUGGGAGACACGCGCCGGAGAUGGAGCGUGGGUUACAUGGUGUGAAAGUUGAUGUGUGGGGUGUUGGGUAUUUGAUAAUGACGUGUGGUGUUGUUGGGGUACCGAAGAUGAUGAGGGAGUUAAUGAAUUGCUGUAUGGAACAGAAUCCUGAACAGAGACCUACUGCUGCUGAUUGUUAUCAUCACUUGCUUCAAUUACAGACGAGUUUGUUGUCAGGUGGUGGAGGUUGUGGCGGUAGUGGUGGUGGUGGAAGGGGAUUGAUGUGAUGUGAUGUUAUUGGUUUGAUGGUUUGAUUGAUUUGUGUUCAUGUUAUUGUUGGUGAUGGUGGUAAUUCAUUGUUGAAUUUAACUGUUAUUUAUUCUUAGUUAUUUAUAUUUUUUCUCAUGGGAAUAUUCUUGGUUUUAUUUGAAAAUAUUCAAUAUUUGUUGUU
Molecule: messenger RNA, 3194 nt
Organism: Cicer arietinum (chickpea)
Lineage: Eukaryota; Viridiplantae; Streptophyta; Magnoliopsida; Fabales; Fabaceae
Source: RefSeq, a predicted model, not a curated record